UGGGAAAAGAGCAUGGUACAUAUUAGGAAGAGGUGGUGCAAGAAUACGUCUUUUUUUUGUCUAGCGCGCCGUCACAUGUGGACAGUUAAUUUGGUACAUGGUUGGUUUACUGACUAGGGGACUUUGGUUGGCCUGUUGGUUCUGGAGUCGGUAUUCCCCUUUUGUGUGCUUGCAUUCAUCCUUCUUGGACACUGGCUCGUGGUUGUUUUUUGUGUUUGUUUCUUUCUUUUCCUCGGUUUGGUGCUGCAUCUGUUUUUGUCCCUUUCUUUCUUUCUUUUCAUUUUUCACCUGACACGACCGUCCACGGCCCGCCGGGUUGGGGGGAUUGUAUUUACUUUGGGAGAGUG
Molecule: messenger RNA, 347 nt
Organism: Aspergillus heteromorphus CBS 117.55
Lineage: Eukaryota; Fungi; Ascomycota; Eurotiomycetes; Eurotiales; Aspergillaceae
Exons: 1
Coding region: 98-292 (64 amino acids)
Source: RefSeq, a predicted model, not a curated record